AUGACUGAAGAGAAACACUACUAUGAAUACAGGAGAGCUUUUGGAGUGGAAGUAAGAAUGCUGAAUGUAAUUGCGGUGCUGGCUCUGCUCGUGAUUGCAGAAGGUACCCCUCAAAAUGAAACCGUGCAACCACUGAACCGUGAACUUCCUGAUUCAUCUGUUGAAUACAACUUGUGCCCCCUUCCAGACCAAGAGUAUCCUUUCAGCACAGAUAUGGUCCCAUCAUACUGUGUCUGCAUGCACUGCAAAGGGCCAAAAGGGGACCUAGGUCCUAAAGGGGAUAGAGGAAACUCAGGACCACCAGGAAAGCCCGGCUUGCCUGGCAUGAAAGGAACUAUGGGACCAGUAGGUCACAUUGGCCCAAGAGGCUUCAGAGGGAUAAAAGGACAGAAAGGUGCUCGAGGCCCAAGAGGCAUGAUGGGACUCAAGGGGAUUCGAGGACGUAGGGGGUUCCGCGGACUUAGAGGUCUAAGGGGUAACCCAGGUGCUAAUGGACUGCCAGGUCUUAAGGGAAGUGCAGGUUUACCUGGCCAAUGUCCAACUACUUGCCAGACAUUAAAAGGAGAUACAGGACCCAAAGGAGAUGGAGGCUCCCAUGGCCCAAAAGGGGAAAUGGGUGAAAUUGGUUUGACUGGGCCUGUUGGCAGCAAAGGCGAAACAGGAAUCCCUGGACUGAAAGGGGACAAAGGAGAUAAAGGAGUAAAAGGUCAUCAGGGGGAACAAGGUAUUUGUGACUGUGUGGAUGGAGAGAAAGGUGAACAUGGAAGUAUUGGAGCCGCUGGACCACAGGGAAUCAAAGGAGAUCUAGGGCCGAAGGGUGAACAAGGAAAAAGAGGUGAACAAGGAGACAAAGGUGAACAGGGCAAAGAAGGUGAGAUAGGACCACCCGGCCCAUGUGUUCCUACUAUCCAAUCUGCAUUCUCCGCUGGACGAAGUCCUGAAGAAGGCUUACCAAAUCCAUUUUUCCCGAUACCAUUCACUGUUGUUUUCUACAACAUCCAAGGACAUUUCAAUCCUGCAGUUGGAGUUUACAUUGCACCAGUCAAUGGAACAUAUAUAUUUAGUUAUCAUUUGUCGAUAGAUGAAAAUCCUGUUAAACUGGGAUUAUUCAUAAACCGUAAAUUAAUUAUCAAAACAGCUAACAAAGUUAGCAGGGAUCACGUUUCCCAAACUUUAAUAGUACACCUUGAAGCAGGGGACAAAAUAUGGUUACAAGUAAAGGAUUCUAAUUUCAAUGGCAUAUUUGCAGACCAGGAUACAGACAGCACAUUCAGCGGCUUUUUACUCUAUCCCGAUUCCUGUUAUCCAGCUAUUUCCAGGGGAACAGUUCCAGGAUUUUCAGGAGGUUCUGAUUAUUACAAUCCUGACUUUAAUAGUAAAAACCCAACACAUUCUGAAGAUGAUGGCUCUGGUUCUGGCUCUGGCUCUGGCUACUACUCUGGUUCAGGGUCUGGCACUGGUUUUGAAUAUAGCUCUGGCUCCGGCUCAGGGUCUGGUUCCGGCUCCGGCUCCGCCUCCGGUUCUGGCUCCGGCUCCGGCUCCGGUUCCGGCUCUGGCUCUGGCUCUGGCUCUGGCUCUGGCUCUGGCUCUGGCUCCGACUCCAGCACUGGCUCCGGCUCUGGUUCUGGCUCUGGUUCUGGUUUUGAUUCAUAUGAGCCCAUGCCUACAAAUGCCAGUAAAGCCCCAUAA
Hemiscyllium ocellatum (epaulette shark) is the source of this 1689-nucleotide messenger RNA. Its product is annotated as inner ear-specific collagen-like. Gene Ontology annotation, molecular function: protein binding. Bases 1 to 1689 code for a protein of 562 amino acids. The transcript is spliced from 5 exons. The record is from RefSeq and is a predicted model, not a curated record. NCBI's taxonomy places the organism in Eukaryota, Metazoa, Chordata, Chondrichthyes, Orectolobiformes, Hemiscylliidae.